Molecule: messenger RNA, 2781 nt
Organism: Cryptomeria japonica (Japanese cedar)
Lineage: Eukaryota; Viridiplantae; Streptophyta; Pinopsida; Cupressales; Cupressaceae
Exons: 6
Coding region: 691-2781 (696 amino acids)
Source: RefSeq, a predicted model, not a curated record
ACGAUUCAGAAGUAUACUCUCGGUUCUCUUUCUUUACGAUUAUUCCAAAAAAUUCCUAGAUAUCAUUUCUCAUAUGUAUUCUUGAAAGAUAUAUCAAUUUUUGUUUGGAGGAUUCCGCAGUGCGCGAGAAAAUGGGCGAUCGACGAGAAGGUUCCCUCCCUUCGCCGGAAUCUCACUUGAAACCAGAAGGUCUAGGACAUUUUGACAAGAACUUAGAUGCCCGGAAGCCGCUACUCGUCCAACCUUUUACCUACGGUUUUCCAGAAUAGAUCGAGUUUUGCUGGGCCUCGGCUAUUCAAUGUGCCACUCUCGUCGACUCCUCAACUUGAAUUUUGGAGAGCCCCCUCUUCAAAAUCUUCCCCAGAGCCUUCGCUGCUUGAAUCGGACAAGUCUUGUGUAACCACGUCUCAGCUCUCGCAGCCCUAUAUCUAUGAAACAGAAGCACCCAGAAGACCCUCAAGAGGAAAGCUGAACAAUCUCUAAGGUAUGGCUUUAAGACCAGAUCUAAAUCAAACAUUUUGGAGGACGGUUACAAGUGGCGAAAGUAUGGAAAGAAAUUCAGAAAGGACAACUCCAAUCCCAGCAAUUAUUACAUAUGCUCUCAUAGCAAUUGUAAUGUUAGAAAAAGCAUAGAACGGGACGCACAAGAUAAAGAAAUAAUAAUCACUACAUACGAAGGAAAGCACAAUCAUGAGAGCUCAGUCGAUUCUUACAUUGGAAAUCAUCCAAUGUUUAAAGCACAGCAGGCUGCUUUGGAGGACAAGGUCCUCAACUGCACCGAUCAUCACCUCGAAGCAGUUGUCCAUGGCUCGAGGAGCGAGCGACUCGGUCUCGGAGGUCGAACAGGUCGGGAAAGGGGUAGGACCCUUCUUCAACGACAUUUUACAGAGAUCGGUAUGUCAUCUGAUGAGCUGCCCUCUCUUCGAUGAUACCAUCUUCGAUCCCUUUCCCUCCGCCUCUGCUAUUACUCGAGGUGAGGAUAUGGUUGGUGAUUUGAACAUCGUUAGCUCCGCUGCAUCUCAACUCGAUGAUCUAAGUUUUACCACAUUGGUUGGUGAGGAUAUGGUUGGCAAUAUGCCUUCCCAACUCAUUGAUCAAAUUUUAAACACAAAAGCAGACAAGCCAGACUUCGAUCUUGGCCAAUUAGUUGCCCAAAUUGACGCUCUUCUUGCUAAUUACGACACUCAGCUGAAGUUGCCUGACCUCCCCACUGCAUCAGAGGCUUCCAAUUUCGUAGAUCCGGUGUCAAAACAUGUGAAACUAAUUGCCAACCAGAUAAGAUUAUAUUCUGGAGACAAGUAUUGCACAAGCAUAGGAGUGUUGAAUGUUAUAAUUGCAAUUGAAAACAUUCAUUGGACUGCGGUGGGAUUUCUAGUGUUAGGUGCAGCUUUAGAAGAUGUUCACGCCAUCAACAAGAACAGAGAGGAAUGUUUAAGACUUCUUAUGUCUAUGACUGAUUUGUCCAAAGCAAUCCUUCAACUUCAGAACCCUCCUGAUCUAAAGAUGGAAUUGCAUACUAAAUUGAACAAGUCUAUACAUUUAAUAGUGAUUGGAGCCAUCUUAUCUGGUUUGCAAAAACAAAAUAAAGAUUUUGGAAGGGUGUUCAAAACUUCAAUGGACGGACACGAGCUUCAACAAGUUAGAAAGCAUAUAGAUGACAUUUGCAGGUUGCUUAUUUCACAUAUAAGUGCCCCUAUUUCGGAAGGCUUGCCAAGCAAAGCAUAUCAGAAUAAUAAGCAGAUCACUGUUCAUCCAGCCAUGGAUGCUCUGGAAGAACUGCCCAAAAUAUCUGCCCUGCACAAACAUUCCCUGUCUUUUCUCGAGACAAAUUUCCCCAGGAAACUUCUGAAAUGUUCACCAUGCAAUGUGGAGAUACAUCCCCUUUUGUCACAUCAUAGAAUGACUGAGAUUCAAAGAAUGUAUGAUGUUCAGAGAGAUUUUCAGUGGCGACUUGAACUGUUUCGUUUUUCAUCUUUUUGGUUUGCAAAUUUCAAUUUGAACCGUGAACAGUUGGAACUUAGCAGACUUCAGUGGCUGGCGCAACUGGAUAUUACUGGCUCAAACCUACUAGAUAAUCAUCUUUCUGAAUCUGAGCUGCGCUUUGAAGCCAGUAAUUCGUCUCAUCAUCCACUAAAUGCCCUCCCUCAACACAUAAAAAAUUUGGUGUCUCUGCAGUACUUUGGUCUGGAAAGUACUUUCAGGCUCAGUAGCUCAGUGAUAAAUCAGAUCUCAAAUGCAAACGGGGCUGAUAGCUCAGUGGUCAAUCAGAGGGCCAGUGCUUCAGUGAUCGAUCGGAUCCCAAACACAAAGAGCACCAAUAACUCUCUGAGAGAUCAGAUCAUAGAUCUAUUUGGGAUCACUAUUUUAGAUCUAGAGCAGAAUUUAAAUGAGAGAAGGUACAGCAGCCCAGUGGUAGAGCAGAUUUCAAAUGAGAAAAAUGCUAGUAGUUCAGUGAUAGAUGAGAUUUCAAACAAAAACAAGACCAGUAGCUCGGAGGUUAAUUCAAUAACAAACAUAGUGAGGGCUGGUAACUCAGUGAUAGAAUUGCUAGAGAUGAUAGGUUCUAACUUUAGCUGGUCCACGGAUUCUUCACAAGAGGUUCUUAACCUUAAAAACAUUUUGUUUCUUCCACAACAUAUUGGAGAUUUGUUUAAGGCGUCAGAUCAAAACCUGCAAAGUACUUUCCACCUUCCUCCGAUCAGAGAUUUGUCCAAGUUGAAGGUUAUCAAUCUGCAAAAUUUUAUCUGUAUUCGUCAACAGGUCAAGAUUUAUCGACUUUAA